UCCCCGGGCUGGGCGCUCUUCUCCCGGCUGUGGUCGGUGAGAGUCUCCGGUCUUGGUGCUCGGAUGCUCGGACACGAUGACGAUCCAGAACGCGCUCCGGGACCAUGGACAGAGACACCGCCCGCGGAUGUCCUGCCUCCAGAAGGCGGAGAGCGUCGUCCUGGAGAUGCAAGACCCCAAAUCUGGAGUCAAAUCUCAGACCCAAAGACUCGUCAUCACCACCAUCCCCCACGCCAUCACAGGAGAGGACAUCGUGAGCUGGUUGUCUGAACACUUCAACAUCGACACUUCAGAGGCGCGCAGUGUGGGGUCCAUGCUGGUUGCCCUCGGUUACCUGUAUCCUCUUCAGGACCAUAAGAAACUGUCCAUCAAAUCCGACGCCUCGCUCUACCGCUUCCAGACGCCGUACUUCUGGCCCACACAGCAGUGGCCUGUAGAAGACACAGAUUAUGCAAUCUAUCUCGCAAAACGAAAUAUUCGCAAAAAAGGCAUCCUGGAGCUUCAUGAACAGGAGCAGUACAACCGUCUGCACAAAUGGAUGAACCACAAAUGGGACUUUAUCGUCAUGCAGGCCAAAGAACAGUACAGAGCAGCGAAAGAGCGAAAGAAACCGGACAGAGUGGUGUUUGAGUGUCAGGAGAGAGCGUACUGGGUCGUCCACAGACCCCCGCCCGGGACAGUGAGUGCGAUGGACUAUGGACUGGACAGAAGAGCCGACCCCAACGCCGACCAGGCCACAACCCCGGACUUCUACGAGAGAAUUAUGAUCUUCACUCAACAGUCCAUCAUGAGGCCCCGGGUCAAGUCCUCCGUGUCUCUGGGAGCUUUGGUGAAAUACUGCGCCACGUACCACAGCCACGACCCGUUCCUCUCCAGAUGUCUGCCCUCCAACCCCUGGCUCACGGACGACGCCACCUACUGGACGCUCAACAUGCCCAAUGUGGAGGUUCCGACCAAACAGCGAGUCGAGAGAUGGACCUUCAGCUUCGGCGAACUGCUCUCAGACCCACGAGGACGAGACGAUUUUAGACUGUUUCUGAGGAAGGAGUUCAGCGGAGAGAACUUGGCGUUCUGGGAGAGCUGUGAGGACCUGAAAUGGGGAGCAGCAGCGACUAUGAAGGAGAAGGCUGAGCACAUCUACAAGACGUUCCUGGCGCGUGGAGCUCCUCGUUGGAUCAACAUCGAUGGAAAAACGAUGGAGAUCACCAUAAAGUCUCUGAAACACCCUCACAGAUACGUGCUGGACGCGGCGCAGACUCACAUCUACAUGCUCAUGAAGAAGGAUUCUUACGGCCGCUACCUGAAGUCUCCAGUUUUCAAAGAGACUCAGAAGAAAGCCCUGAGCCCUGAGGAGCACAAGUUCACGGGUUCCCAGCUGGAGCAGAACGCCCGCAGUCGCCGCCCGAGCCUGAGCCCGAUCGUCCUGCGGCAACUGGAGCAGGAGAGAAGAGCCAAGAUGGCCGCCACCGCUCCAGUCGACAUCACACAGGUCAUGAGCAAACUGAGCCGCAAACCUCAGUGACACGCCAGACCCAGACGCCAGACCCAGACGCCAGACCCAGACGCCAGACCCAUGAGGACAAGUCAAAAGUUACACAGUGCAGCUUUAAACAUCACUGCACACAGCUUCAUAAGCAGACCAUAUGAAUUCAAGUUUUAUUUUUAAGUUGAGAAGAAUAGUAACAAAAAGCAGCUUAUAGCGAUUUCAUUUUAAAGAGAAUGUUUUACGAAUUUUACUCAUCAAAUCACGGUUCAUUACAUUUUAAUUAAAUUUACAUGACGGAAUGUUUAGUGUUGUGUUUAGUCAUGUUGUUUACUUUUAGUUUUUUGCCAUUUUUAUUUCAGUUAUAACUCUGGAUGUUUGUAUGUUUAGCGCUUUGUUUAGUCCAUAGACUGUAUAUUUAAGUGGCUAUAGCUAACCUGCUAGCCGCGCCGUCUUCUAUUGAAAAACCGUGGCUCCUCUCUCUGUACUUGCUGCGGUCAGACUCGUCAUUCUGGUCUUAAAAUGUUCGUAUUAACCAACUCUACAUGAUCCUGGGGUUUUUAUUUCACUAUUUUGUUCCUAAAUCAAGAUAUGAACAUUAAUAACCGAAAAAUCAGGCUCCUGCUUUCCCCGUGGUCGCUUAUGUUAGCAUUAGCAACAGGUUUGAUUGACAGCGGGCGCGACGGGGGCAGGUAGAGGCAUUGACGCCAACAGCCUCGCUCCUGAUUGGCUCUUUGGUUGCUCUGAUACGCUCGCUUGCUUAAAUUAGCCUCUAUAACUGCUAGCCUCCAUGCUAGCCUCACACUCCCUCCG
Messenger RNA from Periophthalmus magnuspinnatus, 2296 nucleotides. It is a transcript of the gene rgs9b, whose product is annotated as regulator of G protein signaling 9b. The record is from RefSeq and is a predicted model, not a curated record. Lineage: Eukaryota; Metazoa; Chordata; Actinopteri; Gobiiformes; Gobiidae. Gene Ontology annotation, biological process: regulation of G protein-coupled receptor signaling pathway; intracellular signal transduction; G protein-coupled receptor signaling pathway. The coding region runs from base 77 to 1522 and encodes 481 amino acids. The transcript is spliced from 17 exons.